AUGGCAGGGUCGGGGGAAGAAUUGUACAGCUUCACCUACUCGGAUGGCUUGCGCAAAGGCUCUCACAUUGUGGAGCAGCUCCACGUGGACAAGAUAGCAGGGCGCUUUACUUGGACACGUGGCCUUCAGAGCGAGGGCAAGGAGGUUGCUUCGAAGCGACAAGGUAGCUCCUAUGUGAUAUCGCAUGUGUCCAGCGUCCGGUUUGCAACUCGCCUGGGUGAUCCCAACUCGGAGUUUCUGAGCGCCACGCAGCGACAGCUUGUCAAGCAUCGUGCGAUACGGACUUGGCUUAGCAGCAAUGCACCGUCCAUACUGGGCCUGCUUGCCGUCCUCUUCAACGCCUUGACAGUGACUUUGGUACUGGCAGCAUGCCUAUGCCACGCCACAUGGCAAGUCUUUCCUCAGGCGGGCGAUAGUUUCGACAUGUCCCAAGGCCCAGAUUCGGAAGCGCUCGCAGCUGCUGCAACUCUUUCGGUCUUGACGGUGCUUGCCGCCACCGUGGCAGGCUGGUGGCUGGGCAUCUUCAGAUGCAGAUGCUGCGGUUUCAAGGCCUUUGACCGUGAAACGGUGGGCACCGCGACAAGGUUGACUUCAAAGAUAGCUGCGAGGUGCAAGAUCCAGAGGCCGCUGACUGGGGCAGUUCUCGCGGUCUGUAUACUCUGGUGCCUUUUCGUGCUGCUGUUGUGCCCGAUAGCUUAUGGCCUGAGUCGCCGAACCGAGUGCGACGAGGGUAGCUGCAGCCCCGAACCGGGCUCUCCUUUGCUCCCCACCUGUGGUGUCGGCCGCUGCCGAUGCGGGGGCCUGGCGGAUCUGACAUGCAUUACAGCCAGUGCAGGACAAGACCUGUCCCUCUGCAGAAAUGUGAAGCAGCCCAUGUGCACAGCCGCGGGCAGUGAUCAAACUGCAAGCGGCGUGCACCUGCCGCUGUUGGCAUCUGCCGUGGGGUCAACAGGUGUCGCCAUACUGCUGGGCCUCGUCUGGCUGCUGAAUGCUUGGGGCAUGUAUGCCGGCUGGGUGAGAGCAAUAGAUCCAUCGGAGGUGGUCAUGGUGCCCCAGGUGCAAUACCACAGGUUCUCUGUGAACUUCCGGUCUCGCAGCGAUGGGAAGCUGAUCUUCACCCUCAGCGCAGAGGACGACCCGCACGGGGUAGCUGCUGCGCUGAUGCCGCCGGGCCCGCCUCGAGGGCGAGCCGGACUUGCGGUGAUGUAUCAAGCGCCCGAUGCAAUGCUGGGCAGCUACGUGCCGGGGAUGCCAGGCAUGACAGGCUCCGAUUGGGGCGGAGCCAGCUAUGGUGGCUACACCAGCUAUGCGCAGCCAGUUGCUGGUGACGAGCGAGAGCCUCGUUGGUGCUGA
Messenger RNA from Symbiodinium sp. CCMP2456, 1353 nucleotides. Lineage: Eukaryota; Dinophyceae; Suessiales; Symbiodiniaceae. The record is from the annotation of a GenBank genome assembly.